AAAGCGGGUUUCAAUAUUCCUGACACUGUUACUAAGGUGCUGAUGUUUCGAAUCCGGAAGUGAGAAACAGGACAUGGAGGACAAUAAUAAGGUUACACCCAAGCGUGGACUUAAGGCUCAGAAUCCUUCCCACAGACAGGCCUUAGACGGCGAGGAAGGGGUUCUGGGGUCAUGGCUUUUCCCGAGCCAAAGCCGCGGGCCCCGGAGCUGCCGCAGAAACGGUUAAAGGCGCUGAACUGCGGGCAAGGGGCUGUGCGAGCCGUGCGAUUUAAUGUGGAUGGCAAUUAUUGCUUAACGUGUGGCAGCGACAAGACCCUGAAGCUGUGGAACCCACUUCGGGGGAUGCUGCUGCGGACAUACAGUGGCCAUGGCUACGAGGUGCUGGACGCGGCCGGCUCCUUUGACAAUAGCAGUCUCUGCUCUGGCGGCGGGGACAAGGCGGUGGUUCUGUGGGACGUGGCUUCAGGGCAGGUCGUGCGCAAAUUCCGGGGCCAUGCAGGGAAGGUGAACACUGUGCAGUUUAAUGAAGAGGCCACAGUCAUCCUGUCAGGCUCUAUUGAUUCCAGCAUCCGCUGCUGGGACUGCCGCUCUCGGAGACCUGAGCCAGUGCAGAUACUGGAUGAGGCCAGGGAUGGUAUCUCCAGUGUGAAGGUGUUGGACCAUGAGGUCCUGGCAGGAUCUGUAGAUGGCCGAGUGAGGCGCUAUGACCUGAGGAUGGGGCAGCUCUUCUCAGACUACGUGGGCAGUCCCAUCACCUGCACCUGCUUCAGCCGGGAUGGGCAGUGCACCCUAGUGUCUAGCCUGGACUCCAUAUUGCGGCUUCUAGACAAAGACACAGGGGAGCUGCUAGGCGAGUACACAGGCCAUAAAAACCAGGAAUACAAGCUAGACUGCUGCCUGAGCGAUCGUGACACACACGUGGUCAGCUGCUCUGAGGACGGGAAGGUGUUCUUCUGGGACCUGGUGGAGGGUGCCAUGGUGCUGGCUCUGCCUGUGGGUCAUGGUGUGGUGCAGUCACUGGCCUACCACCCCACUGAGCCCUGCCUGCUGACUGCUGUGGGGGGCAGCAUCCAUUGCUGGCGGGAGGAGGCUUAUGAGGCAGAAAGUGGAGCAGGCUGAAGCCAAGGACCCACCAGCAAGGCACGGACCAAGAAGGACCAUGACAUUUAUUCUAGAGUUAGCACUGACCAAGGCGGGGAGCAUGGGGUUUGGUCUGCAAACUAAUAAAUACAGAAGGGGAUAAGGCCUCCCUGAGGCC
This is a messenger RNA of Nycticebus coucang (slow loris), 1258 nucleotides long. RefSeq names its product WD repeat domain 83 (gene WDR83). The record is from RefSeq and is a predicted model, not a curated record. Lineage: Eukaryota; Metazoa; Chordata; Mammalia; Primates; Lorisidae. Gene Ontology annotation, molecular function: protein binding. Bases 172 to 1119 code for a protein of 315 amino acids. Gene Ontology annotation, biological process: mRNA splicing, via spliceosome. Gene Ontology annotation, cellular component: catalytic step 2 spliceosome. The transcript is spliced from 9 exons.